UACCACCCGCCAGACCCCGGCGCGUGCUCUAGCCCCACCCACUUUUACCUCUAGCCAAUUUGGCCGGCCGGAAGGUCGUUUUAACUACGCCCCUUCGCGCCAGCCGACCAAUAAGAGCCGGUUACGGGCGGGGGCUGGUGGUCGCCGGGGAAGUUAUAAAGGGAGGUGCGGCUGGCGGGAAAGGGAAGAUGGCGGAGUAGACACGCGUUGCUCUCUUGUGCUGUCCCGUCAGCACCCCUGUGGGGAGCGGCGACUGGAGCCCGGAUCCCAACCCGGUCCCGGUGUGAGGCGGAGGGAGGAGGAGGCCGCCGCCGCCGCCGCGAUGCCCAACAUCAAGAUCUUCAGCGGGAGCUCGCACCAAGACCUGUCCCAGAAAAUCGCCGACCGCCUGGGCCUGGAGCUCGGCAAGGUGGUGACCAAGAAGUUCAGCAACCAGGAGACAUGUGUGGAAAUAGGUGAGAGCGUGCGUGGAGAGGAUGUCUACAUUGUGCAGAGUGGCUGUGGUGAAAUAAAUGACAACCUGAUGGAGCUUCUCAUCAUGAUAAAUGCCUGCAAGAUCGCAUCAGCUAGCCGUGUCACUGCAGUCAUACCAUGCUUUCCUUAUGCUCGCCAGGACAAAAAGGACAAGAGUCGAGCCCCAAUUUCUGCCAAGUUGGUUGCUAACAUGCUGUCUGUGGCGGGUGCAGAUCACAUCAUCACCAUGGACCUACAUGCUUCUCAGAUUCAGGGUUUUUUUGAUAUCCCUGUGGAUAACUUGUAUGCAGAGCCUGCUGUACUGAAGUGGAUCAAGGAGAACAUUGCAGAGUGGAAGAACUGUACUAUUGUUUCACCAGAUGCUGGUGGAGCAAAGAGAGUGACAUCCAUUGCAGAUCGGCUGAAUGUGGACUUUGCCCUCAUUCACAAGGAGCGAAAGAAGGCUAAUGAGGUGGAUCGCAUGGUGCUGGUGGGUGAUGUGAAGGACAGAGUGGCCAUUCUGGUAGAUGACAUGGCAGACACCUGUGGCACCAUCUGCCAUGCAGCAGACAAGCUUGUAUCAGCUGGAGCCACCAAAGUUUACGCUAUCCUAACUCAUGGGAUCUUUUCCGGGCCAGCCAUUUCCCGGAUAAACAAUGCCUGCUUCGAGGCAGUUGUAGUCACAAACACAAUACCGCAGGAGGACAAGAUGAAGCACUGCUCCAAAAUCCAGGUGAUUGACAUCUCAAUGAUCCUUGCAGAGGCCAUCAGGAGGACUCAUAAUGGGGAAUCUGUCUCCUACCUAUUCAGCCAUGUCCCCUUAUAACAGAUGCUGGCUGCUGCUUGUGUGGCUUUUUUUAAAACCAAAAGUUGUUCAGCUAAUUAUAAAGUUCAUUAGAAGACUCUGCUUGUUCCAGUGCAGCUCUCCACAGCUCCUCCUCUGCACACAUCAGGCUCACUGAGUCUGAGCUCAGUUCUGGGAGGGGGUGGGGUGGAGGGCACACAUCUGUAAUGCUCAGGCUCCUGCCCGUAGCAUCCCACUGUGAUCUCCUCAAUAGUUUAAGCUUCCAGUAGUAUUGAGUCAGCACUGCAGAUCCCUGGAAAGUGGAAUUGACAUGUCCACUUGCCACAACCUUUUUUUGGAGGGGAAGUUUUGUCUAUGGGGAGGUUAGACUACUUUGCAUGCACGCCUGGAUUUUUUUGUAUGAGAAGUAGAACUCCUAAGGACAUGCUGGCCUGGAACUACAGCAAGAGUCCAAGGGAUUGCUGACCCACAUCACUUACUCUGUACCUGACAGAAGCCCUUAACAAGGUGGUAUAAGGAAGUCUUGUAUGUUGACCAAGUUUCUGACAAGAAGUUUGGCGCUAUGGGGUGGGACGGCAGUUUCCUCUUCCAGAAGGAGAUCAAGGAUCUGUCACCUGCAGCCUGGGAUGCGGCAUAUUAAAACCCUGAAUUCAGAUUGUUCUACUGAAGAAACUUGUUGCCCUCUAGUUUUCCCCUCCUUUCCAGUCCAUUAGUGAGUCUAGCCUUCCUGACCUGUAUGUUCCUUGGACAUGUAUCUGUGGAGUAGAUCAAAUGGGCUGAUAUGUUACUUCCUAUUAGAAGUUUUAUUUCCAUGCAUUUUAGCCCCAUCUCUCAUGAAGUUUCUGAUGUAUUUUGUUCUGGUUGCAGUAUUUGCACCCCACAUUUACUUUUUGCUAUGGCCGAUACCAGAAUCAGCCAUCUCUACAAAAUCCUCUCCCCCACCCCCCCAAGGAAUCUUGGGAAUGUUAAUGGAGGAAGAGGUAGGCUGCAGGACUUUGGAGGCCUUAGGAAGUGCUAAGGAUGGCUGAGUCAGCCAGCUGUUCUUCAUGUAAGGUGCUCAGUGAUAGUAGGUCAGGUGAGACUUGUUCCCUCUGCAGCUUUUAUUGACGUUUUCUCAAUGUCACACUUAACUCCAGGCAGUAACUUUCCUAAAGUAGGAAGAGAAGAAACAAUCAAGCCUAGAGCUGUCUCCAGUGCUCCUGCCUGUAGAAUAGGCAUCAUACAAAACUUGAAUGCAUGGUAGUUGCACCAUCCCACAAUAAGUGGUUAAAUCAGUCUUUCCUGGACUCUUACGAGGUAGCAGACCAAGCUGGUUCUUGUAUGCAUUUUGCUUUUAUAAACAGUCUUCUCUAACUUUGGAGAUAGGGAAGGGAGUUAUUUGGAGUCACUUGUAUCUACAGCCAGUGUCAGGUGAGAGAUUUAAUGGGUGGCGGAUAAGUGUAGCUGGAAAAGCUGGCUGUCUAGAUUUGGAGUGGUUCUUUUAGUUGUUAGGUAUUGUGCCUUUUUUAAGUAAGAUUUUCCCCUCUCCCUCCCUUGAAUUUUUGUCUUGCAGUAACUUAAAACCCUACACUGUAAGAAGUGUGGGGGGGGUUAUAUAAGAAGUUGGUGUUUGUCUGAAAAGUGUGUAUGUUUGCUUCUUUGCUUUGCAUCCUGCAUUGAGCUCAACUGAGGGUCUAUCCAGGACUUCUGCCUCCUACUUCAAAGCUCCUGCUGGUUCACUGCCAAUACAUUGUGAUCAAAAGCCAAGAGCAAGGACAUCAAAGCAGUGUGAGGAUUUUCAGCAGCAUUUGUGUUAAACUAAAACCUCAAUGAAGGAAUUAAACUUUUGUUUAAAAAACAAGAA
This is a messenger RNA of Mauremys mutica (yellowpond turtle), 3101 nucleotides long. RefSeq names its product phosphoribosyl pyrophosphate synthetase 1 (gene PRPS1). Lineage: Eukaryota; Metazoa; Chordata; Testudines; Geoemydidae. The record is from RefSeq and is a predicted model, not a curated record. Gene Ontology annotation, biological process: purine nucleotide biosynthetic process; 5-phosphoribose 1-diphosphate biosynthetic process; ribonucleoside monophosphate biosynthetic process. The transcript has 7 exons. Gene Ontology annotation, cellular component: ribose phosphate diphosphokinase complex; cytoplasm. Bases 323 to 1279 code for a protein of 318 amino acids. Gene Ontology annotation, molecular function: ATP binding; ribose phosphate diphosphokinase activity; magnesium ion binding.